Molecule: messenger RNA, 609 nt
Organism: Cooperia oncophora
Lineage: Eukaryota; Metazoa; Nematoda; Chromadorea; Rhabditida; Trichostrongylidae
Source: the annotation of a GenBank genome assembly
AUGGUGGCUGGAGAAGAAGAAGAGGAAGUGCAGUGGAGAAAAAUACUGUACCGUAGACAACCGUAUCCUGACAAUUACUCUGGUGGUGACGAGCAAUUUCUGAGCGAACUGAAAAAGAACCUGUCUGCUGUGAAGUAUACCUAUUGGGAGGCGGUUUUCGGCGUCGAAAGGCUCGUAUUUCACCUGAAUUUGAUUGUGCUACUCUACAUCACCUUCGAAUAUACUUCAAUUAAUUUCGCCGACCACCUGUAUACGGUAGUGGUAUUGUUUUUCUUUGGAUAUGCAACAACUCCGGCUAUAAGCGUAUCAUAUCACUUAUCAGUGAGCAGUGGUCUGAGCUCAGCUGUUUUUCUUCUCUCACGGUUGGAAUCGAAUGAUCUGGCUUUUGUUAUGUUAUCUAUGUCGUUUGCCUUACACGCUUUUUCACCGUUUAUCAGGAAUCUCCUAUUUGCCCACUAUGCGGUGAUUUCAACGUUGCUCACGAUCUCCUUAUCAGUAUUCUCAACAUAUCUGCUGUGGACGUUGUUUGUGGAAUUAUCAGUAAUGUGGAUGUUGUUUCAACUGUUUCUAUUGUUUAUUUGCCCAUUUAUUUUGAUUGUUAAGCAGAAG